Messenger RNA from Fusarium sp. VM40, 531 nucleotides. The record is from the annotation of a GenBank genome assembly. Lineage: Eukaryota; Fungi; Ascomycota; Sordariomycetes; Hypocreales; Nectriaceae.
AUGUCUCGGUUUUCACGCUAUGACACCGACGAAGAGCGCCUCCCAGAGGGCAUGCAGAGAGUCGGCUACGAUGCUGACAGCCAGGUCUACACGUUCCGCGACGCCGAUGGAAGCUACUGGGAGAGCGCACCAGGCAACCAAUACGGCCACCUCACCAAAGUCGGCGAAGCGCGUCCCGAUGGACAAGAGACCGAGACCUUCCUCAUGACAAGCCCGCAGCACCAACCGAAGUUGUCGUGGUUUACCGAGAUGAAGCCCUUUCUCAACUUCCUCAUGCUCGUCAUUCUGUCCCUGGUCCUGCUCUGCUGGUUCCUGGGCCGCAAGGCUUCGCCUGAAGAACGCAUCCCUAUCCCGGAUUGUCCUGAGGGUACUGUGCCGUAUGCGGUUGAACAGGGCGAUACUUGCUGGGAGAUUGCCAAGAAGAAUGGUGUGACCGUUGAUGACCUUCUCAAAAAGAAUGCGGACCUUGACUGCGAGGCGAUGAUGAUCGAUGAUCGGAUUUGUGUACCAGGCAAGAAGAGCGUUGAUUGA